Messenger RNA from Penaeus monodon (black tiger shrimp), 1483 nucleotides. RefSeq lists its product as uncharacterized. Gene Ontology annotation, molecular function: chitin binding. Gene Ontology annotation, cellular component: extracellular region. The record is from RefSeq and is a predicted model, not a curated record. NCBI's taxonomy places the organism in Eukaryota, Metazoa, Arthropoda, Malacostraca, Decapoda, Penaeidae.
AAAUAUGGCUAUUAUGGUGAUGUCGACAAUGAGUGCCAGGUAUUCCACGUGUGCCUGCCCCUCCACCAGCUGUACCCGUCCAACUUCACCGCCCCAGUCACCUACCAGUUUUCCUUCAUCUGUCCUGAACACACCGUCUUCACACAGGACGCCAUGGUGUGCGCCUGGACGAGCGAGGCGCUGCCGUGCGAAGCCACGCCCGAACUCUACUGGAUGAACGACAACUUCUUCAGGGAGGUGCCCAAGGAAAACGGCGGUGUCCGUUACGCUCAGCUCAACGAAAAGCCCUAGUUGAUCUUACUUUUCAUAAUGCCCUGUUUCUUCUCGUAUGAUUGUUUGUUUUUAUCUUUGCUUUUUCACUGUGAUAGGAUGAUGUGUACACGAUUGCAUUUUUUAUGAGGUUUUGUGGUGUGAUGAUCCACAAAUGUUAUUAGAUCUGAAUGUUUUUUUUCUCUCUCUAGCUCAUGUAAUUAUACUUCUCAAAUAUUAUUUGCAAAGCAAAGAUUUAUCACAAACAACUUCAUUUCGCCUCAAUCUGGCUACGAGACGACCGGUCAGACGAGGUCAUGGCCAAAGUCAGGGAUACGGACAGUCUCUUUGCCCGAUCUUUUUCAAUUGUUCCUGUCGUUUCAUUCAUGUCUUCGGAUGUUCGUUGCGACAGUUUUUCUCAUUACAAGGUCAUAGUGCUGACACGUACAAAAAACGCCAAUGGGCAUUAAUAGGAAUAAUUUGACUGAGAACACAACGCCAAAUAUGUCAGCCGUCGUUGAUCAUGUACCUGGAGUUUUCCCGUUGUUGUUAUGGCGCGAGCUAAUGCAUGUUUCCAUUGCCUCUUCUGUGUUUCUUUAUCCUCGUCUUGUUUCGCUCUUGAUGAAUAAAAAUCUCCAAACUGCUGCAUGUUGCUGUUGCUUUGUAACACUGGAAGGCCCUAUGCCAUGAGCUUUUUAAAGGUCCCUCUGAAGCCGAGGUGUUACGAAGCCGAUCUUGACCUUGAUUGGCCCGAAGGUAUCCAGACUUCACCUGAUUGGUCAGAGACGAAGUUCCCCUUUGUCAUCCCCUUCCAUCCAGUUCAAGAUUAUUAUUCUCCCUUUUUCUUCCCCUUGAAUGCGUUAUUUGCAUGUCAUUCUCCUGUUACUGAUGGUUACCCUUUAGGCAUCACCAUCUUAGCUUUCCCUGUUCUGUCUUGUGUUAUAAUAUUUGCUAUUAUCAUUGUUAUUUAUAUUACCCCUAUGAUCACUGUUAUUAUUAUUAUCCUUAUGAUCAUUGUAAUUAUCAUUAUUAUUAUUAUCAUUACUAUUAUUAUUAUUAUGAUUAUGAUCAUGUAUAUCUUUUUUGCUUUUACUCAUGUAUACACACGAAUGUAUUUGCGCGCGGCUUUCCCAAAGCUGGCAACACUACAAGAAGGGUUUCUUGCCGACUUGGUACCUCUGAACCCGGCACGUGUUCUAACGAGCUGUGGCUGCUAAUAAACUAAUAAUUGUUA